This is a messenger RNA of Aspergillus ruber CBS 135680, 1545 nucleotides long. RefSeq lists its product as uncharacterized. The transcript has 4 exons. The record is from RefSeq and is a predicted model, not a curated record. Bases 1 to 1545 code for a protein of 514 amino acids. NCBI's taxonomy places the organism in Eukaryota, Fungi, Ascomycota, Eurotiomycetes, Eurotiales, Aspergillaceae.
AUGCCGACCGUGACUGAUCUCAGUGGCUGGUUUAGUUCGUAUUUCUGGCAUAGGCUCGUUCUGCAGAUGAGCCAUUCGGAGGGUGUUGUGAAGAGGGUUGCUGUUGCGUUAGGGGCGUUGCAGAUGAAUGGGGGUUCUGAUCAGCGAGUGGCUUUGCAGUACUAUAACGAAGCGCUGUCUGGUCUUCGGGGGUUGCUUGGUUCGACUGGGAUGCGAUCUAUUGACGUCGCCUUAACAGCGUGCAUUCUACUCUCUUGUUUCGAAGUUUUCCGGAGGGAUUACGCAGCCGCGCAAAUGCACUAUACAAGCGGCCUAGAAAUCCUCAAACUAUGGCGAGGAACCACGGCUUACUCAACAGUCGACUAUCCAUACCCCUCACGCUCCCAAGCAGUAAUCCCCUGUUACGAACGCGCGUUAAUCGAACACUUCUCUCUCCUAGAAACACAAAUCGUCUCAUUUCUCCAAUCACGCCCCGGCUUCGCACAAGACGCCAUCCUUUUCGAACAAAGUAUCUCCAAGAUCCCGAUCCCAAUGGACUUCACUACACUAAACGAAGCAAAAGAAACAUUUAUCUCAAUCAUGAACACAGCGAUGAACCUAACCACCCGCGCCAAAAGCAGACUCGUCUUCAAAACAGAAGAUGAACCGGAGCGCGAUGAAAACGGGCUCUUCCGCCAUCGCGAGACGUAUAAUGCGUCAAUUCAGUUUGCGGCGACUCUGCGUACUCUUACGGGGGAGUGUCAGCUCACGCUUACGCAGUGGAUGGCUGCCUUUGACGCCCUAUAUCGUCGGACAUGCAGAAAUAUGUCUGUCCAGGAGACGGCGUCGACUUCUGUUCUGUGGCUAGUGUAUACAGUCCUUUAUGCGCUUUUCGCGCGAGACUUUUCUACGGGGGAAAUGGGCUACAAUGUAUACGUAAAGGACUUUGAAAACGCAGUAUCUCAUGCCCUAGUCGCGAUACGGCAUCACCACCGCCAUUCAUCAUCACAACAACGUCAACAGAAUCGUCAACCAAUGUUCUCCCUAAGCCUAGGCAUAAUGUCCUCACUCUACUUCAUCGCGACAAAAUGCCGUCACCGCGGUGUUAGGGAUAUGGCUCUCUACGCACUUUCUGCAGCACCAUUACAGGAGGGCCUGUGGAAUCGGGAUAGUGCGUUCUUGAUGACGCGGGUGCUAGUCGAAAUGGAAGAGGAAUCUCGGAUUCCUGGGACUAUUGGGCCGGAGGGGAUCCCUGUGGAGGCGAGGAUUAUUGGCGUGAAUUUUCUGUUGAGGGCUGAGAUGGGGGAGCUGGUGCUUGUUGUUGAUAGACCAGGGGAGAAAGUAGAGAGGUUGGUAAAGUUAUUUCUACCUGCGUCCCGGAGCACACCCCAAGAUACACUUCCAAGGAACCCAACGCCCUAUGUUUCGAACAAUCAAUCAACUCCCGAUAGAAGAGGUAGUACGAGACUACAACGUCACCAAAGGCAAAACGGUCACACGAAUGAUGACUUGCGCACGGGAUACCAGCAGAAGAACGGGAUCCAAGCAAGUCACUUAUCGAAAUAG